Suricata suricatta (meerkat) is the source of this 1646-nucleotide messenger RNA. It is a transcript of the gene DTWD2, whose product is annotated as DTW domain containing 2. The coding region runs from base 77 to 973 and encodes 298 amino acids. The transcript is spliced from 6 exons. The record is from RefSeq and is a predicted model, not a curated record. NCBI's taxonomy places the organism in Eukaryota, Metazoa, Chordata, Mammalia, Carnivora, Herpestidae.
AGGCGGUUUCUCCAGCGUGGGGCGCCCCCCGGCGGCAGCGAGGACUCUAUGUGACAGCCGGACCUGAGCGCCGGCCAUGGAGCCGCAGAAACAGGCGCGAACCCCCGGGAACCCCGUCGCGUGGCCGCGUGGACCCUCGCGGUCUCAGGCCUCUGAGGACGAGAAGCGGCCGGAGGGCGACACAGCGCCCGCGGCGACUUCCCUGGGCGCGGAGGCGGACGACGCCUGUGCCGACGCGCUGUGGGAGCUGCCGGUGGAGCCCGCCGAGCGGAGGCCCGAGUGCAGCCGCUGCAGCCGACCUCAGAAAGUAUGUUUGUGUCCAUUUCUACCAUUGCAUCCUCUGCAUAUCUCUACUCAUUUGUACAUAAUUCAGCAUCCAGCAGAGGAAAGCAGAGUGUUGCGGACUGUUCCCCUCUUAGCAGCCUGUCUCCCCCAGGACAAGUGUAAAGUCAAGACUGGUCGUCGCUUCAGUGAGGAAAGAGAUCCUGAACUUUCAACUGUUUGUCGGAAAUCUGAUACAUUAAUAUUAUAUCCAGGGGCUGAAGCUGCUAAUUUGGAAGAAUUUAUAUUAGAUUCUCCUGUUUAUCCUUCCACAAUCAUCAUCAUCGAUGGGACAUGGAGCCAGGCUAAAGACAUUUUCUACAAGAAUUCUUUGUUCCGGCUGCCCAAACAGGUGCAGUUAAAAACUAGCGUUUCUAGUCAGUAUGUCAUUCGGACGCAACCAACGAACAGGUGUCUUUCUACGCUGGAAUGCGCAGCGGCUGCCCUUUCCAUUCUGGAGAAGAAUAAUUACAUACAGGAGACUUUGCUUCGCCCUCUUCAAGCUCUGUGCUCUUUCCAGCUGCAGCAUGGUGCUCAAAUUCGCCUCAGCAAGGAACACCUUCUGAAAAACGGAUUAUAUGCUAAGCCAAUGCCAAAGAACAAACGCAAGCUCAGGAAAAUGGAACUGUUAAUGAACAGUGUUAAAAUUUAGGUCUGUUGUUCCACGGUGCUAGUUAUGGUGUCUUCCACUGAUAAAACCAGGUGACGUUUUCAGAAAAUUCACGUCUGUGGGUUUUUGACUGUCUAGAGUGAGAGUUGCGUGCUAAACUUUCCCAGCAGAAGGAAGUCAACCAAAUAGCCAUAAAAAAGCAAACAAACAAAAAAUUUCCUUUACCCAGUAAAAAGCAAGGUUUCAUACUGAAUUUGUUUUAAAAAAAUGUGCCUCUAAUACGUUUUUCCAGAUCCAUAGUUUGAAACGUGUUUGAAAUUAGCGUUGAGUGAGGUUACAAGUUUUUUUAAAAAUAAAAUGGAAAGCAAUGAUCGUUCCUGGUUGGGACAAUACUCUUCAUGAAUGUUUAUAGAUCAUUAGGUGUAGACCUAUAAUAUGGGAUACUUACAUCAAUAUGCAAUAUUGUACGUAGACUUUCUAGUUUGGAAUAAUAAUGAUCACCAAGUAGUCUAGAUUGAACUUUUUUCAGACAAUAAUACAGCAGAAUAAGGGAGCUAAAUAAAUUCCUUAGGUACUAAACUUGAACUCAGCUAUUAUGACUUCAGUGUUACUAUUAAUUUCCCAUUUUUUGUAUCAAGGUAUAAUUGGAAUAUAAGAGUAUAUUAGUUUCAGGUGUACACCAUAUUGACUUGAUAUUUAUAUACAUUGCAGAAAU